CCUCCCCUCUCUCUACGUUGACGUGGCCCUCUGCUAGUCGGAAGCGAGAGAACCGGAAACCGAGGAUAGUAUCACACAUCAGAAAGCCAAACUAAAUCUGCAACCAACUAAAAUACACAUAAACAAGGAAUAACAAUCCAGAAUGGUGACUGACGUGCAGCUGGCCAUCUUUGCCAACAUGUUGGGUGUGUCUCUGUUCCUGCUGGUGGUUCUAUAUCACUAUGUAGCCGUCAACAACCCCAAGAAACUGGAGUAGAACUGGCUUGUCCAGAGGAGGAGAGAUGGAGGUGGCUGAGGAGGACCAUAGAGAGUAGCAGUGAGAUGCCAUACGUCUGCAUGCAUUAGGGCUGUCUCAUUCUGUGCAGGUGUUUUCUAAUAAAAUGACUCUACAAACGCC
Salvelinus namaycush (lake trout) is the source of this 397-nucleotide messenger RNA. Its product is annotated as dolichyl-diphosphooligosaccharide--protein glycosyltransferase subunit 4. Gene Ontology annotation, cellular component: oligosaccharyltransferase complex. The record is from RefSeq and is a predicted model, not a curated record. The transcript has 3 exons. The coding region runs from base 143 to 256 and encodes 37 amino acids. NCBI's taxonomy places the organism in Eukaryota, Metazoa, Chordata, Actinopteri, Salmoniformes, Salmonidae.